AUGUCAACAACACCUCCAGGCGGUCAACGUACUUUGCAAAAAAGAAGACAAGCACAAUCAGCUAAGGAGAAGCAAACUAAGCAAACUCCAACUUCCACAAGAGCAGCUGGCCAUGGUGGUUCUUCAAGUUCAAUUCUCAAAAUCUACACAGACGAAGCCAAUGGCUUAAGGGUUGAUCCUUUAGUCGUCUUAUUUUUAGCUGUUGGUUUCAUCUUUUCCGUGGUUGCUUUACACGUUAUCUCCAAGGUUACUGGUAAAAUCUUUUAA
Molecule: messenger RNA, 267 nt
Organism: Kazachstania africana CBS 2517
Lineage: Eukaryota; Fungi; Ascomycota; Saccharomycetes; Saccharomycetales; Saccharomycetaceae
Gene: SBH1
Product: Arf family guanine nucleotide exchange factor SBH1
Exons: 1
Coding region: 1-267 (88 amino acids)
Biological process (GO): intracellular protein transport
Cellular component (GO): Sec61 translocon complex
Source: RefSeq, a predicted model, not a curated record